Molecule: messenger RNA, 10040 nt
Organism: Eurytemora carolleeae
Lineage: Eukaryota; Metazoa; Arthropoda; Copepoda; Calanoida; Temoridae
Product: dynein heavy chain 6, axonemal
Exons: 15
Coding region: 1-9876 (3291 amino acids)
Biological process (GO): microtubule-based movement
Cellular component (GO): dynein complex
Molecular function (GO): dynein intermediate chain binding; dynein light intermediate chain binding; ATP binding
Source: RefSeq, a predicted model, not a curated record
AUGGUAUUAUCCUCUAUAUCGGAGAUGGGUAUGAUAGAUGUUGGAGUAAACCGAACCUACACUCUUCCAGAGUUUAUCAAUGAACAAGCGCUGGAUACAAAGCUCCUGGAUUUUAGGAACAUUAUCAGGGAUAGAGUCCUAGCAGCUUGCAAGUCCACCUUCCAGGCAGCAGGUUUCUGUGCAGAUAAAUAUGAAACUGAGCUAGAGGAACUACAGAACCGAAGUAAAUCAGAGAACAGUUCUUUAAUCAGUUCAAAGCGGAACGGAGAUGGGAGAAAGAAGGUUUCUUUCAUUGAGCAGGCCAAGAAGAGGACAGAUUGUUAUAGACUAGCCUGCUAUAUCAUGAGUAUUGAUCUUAUGCUCAUAUCAGUCCUGCAUAAGCUAGUAUUGAACUCUAUGACGACUAUCCAAGACUCUAUCCUUUACCGACUGGCUGGGGCUGAAGAAGCUAAACUGAAAGCAAAACAAGGAAAAAAGAAAAAACUACAGGGACGGAGUGGCGUAUCUGGUGAUAUAGCUGGGAACUCUGGACCUCCUCCUCUCUUCGUUACUCAUGUCGUCCUAAACCAUAAGGGAAUGAGUUUCAGUCCGAACAAGAUGGAUUUCGAGCACGGUAUGGAGGGUGUAGUGGCUAAACUAGAGGAAACAUUGUUGUGUAUAAAACCACUUGUCAUGGAUCCGGUUUUUUAUCCGUUCACUAGACCUGUACUGUACGGCAGGCAGGAGGAUCCGGUUUUCAAGCAUGGACCCUCUCUACGCCAUAUUCUGGACAAUGAUAUUACAAGUAGAAACCAGAUUAUACAAAUAUCAACAACUCUUCAACAAUCCUUCGACAUGGGAGCUGCUCAUUUAGAGGAGUUUGAUGAUAUAAAGAUGAACUAUAAGCGGAAUGAAACUACAGAUCUAGAGAGUAUAAUGUCUAGCAAGGCAGAUGUAGAAUUCUAUAAUACUCUUCUAGCAGACUUCAAGAACCAACGAGAGCGAACUAGGGAAUGUCAAAAGAACAAAUCUCAAUUAGACGUUGAACCAAAAUCAUCACAGGAUUUUGUUAAAAAUCUAGAAUUACUUGAGUCAAUGGAUGCUAGUAUUGGAGAUCUACGUGAACGGAUUAGAUUCGUAGAUCAUCUUUUCACACUGAUGGGUCAAUACCUAAUUCCUUUAACAGCUGAGGAUAUGGGACUACUCACCACAAUUAAAACCCAGCUCGAUGGACUUACUUCUUCAACGGAAACUAAGAAAGCUAACAAAUUUUCUCUUUUGGAAAAGUUCAAAGAAGAAUUGGCGAAUGAAGUUUCUAUUUUGAAAGAUUCUAUUUUGAAUAUAACUCAAGAAAUUGAAAGUCCUACUCUUCUUGACCCAGAGUCAACAUAUGAUGAAGUUAUUCAAACCAUAGAGAAGAUUCAGUCUUCCAUUGAUGUAGUAAAAAAGAAAGCUGAAACCCUUCAAAGCUACGAAGAACAAUUUGACUUUCCUCGCAAUGAGUUCUGGGAAAUUGAUAGCGCUGAAUUUAAUAUCUAUCAUCUGAAUCUCCUUUGGGAUUCCAUGGAGAAAUGGGAGGCGUGGUCUCAAAACAUUCUAGCAAUGGACUUUAAUCUUCUUUCAGUUGAUGAUUUUGUCACAACUAUUAUGAAGUUUAGUGACACUCUUGCAGAAUUAAAAGCCAAGGAUGAACCGAAUGAGGUUCUUACAUUGUUGACAAACAAGGUUUACAGUUUUAAAUCAAAGAUUCCUUGCAUAACCUAUCUAAGGAACCCGCAACUGAAACAAAGACAUUGGCUGAAAAUAGAGGAAAUAGCUGGUGAUGAUAUUUCACGAGGUGUUACCCUUGAGUUUAUUGAAGACAGGGGAGUGUUUGAAAAGGAAGAGGAAAUCAAAGUUGUGUGUGAUAAAGCAAAAGCUGAAGGGAAGCUUGAAGACCUUCUAAAUCACCUAGAAAAAAAGUGGCAUGAAUGUUCAUUGACUACCAUGAAUAAAAUGGGUUGCAAUGUUAUUGCAGAUUUUGCCCCUAUUUGGAUAAUGAUUGAAGAAAGCAUUGAAAUCAUUAAAGUCAUUGGAAACUCCAUGCACAGUGCUACACUCAGACCCCAGAUCAUGGAGUGGAGUGAAAAGCUUGAUAUGAUGGAAACCUCCCUGGAAAGGUUGGAUAUAAUUCAAGGAUUUUGGCUGGAUCUUGAACCUGUUGCUACCACUAAUGAUAUAAAAUGGCAUCAGCUUGAACUUUAUAAUACCUACAUGGAGAUAAGUUUAGAGUUUAAAGGGGUUUUGGAGAAAGUGACCCAAAAUUCAGAUAUUAUUAAAGCACUUACGGAUGAAACCGUGUCUCAGACCCUUGAUGAUCUUGAUGAUAAAUUCCUGGAUUUCUACAAGUUUAUGGAUAACUUACUGGAUCCAAAAAGAGCAAUGUGUCCACGCCUCUACUUCAUAAGUGACAAAGAAAUGAUCACUCUCUACCGAGAAGCCUCGAAUGACAUCAAAAAGAUUGAGCCUUACAUCAGAAAAAUGUUUAAAAAUGUUGAUGAAUUAGUUUUCAAUGAGGAACAAGAAGAGGACGAAUACAAGGUUAUCCACAGAUACAAUCCUCUUUUAAGUGGAUUUAAAUCUUCAGAAGGAGAAUAUGUUAAGUUUCACAGAGUUUUCAAAGCCAGGGGACAAAUUGACGAAUGGAUAAAAUUUCUUGAUCACUUUAUGAAAACGACUCUUAUCUUUCUCUGCAGAGAACUCAAGGCAAAAUCUAAACUAAGAAGAAAAUUGUUUGAAGAUGUCCUGGAUGAUCACAAGUACCCUUAUCAAGUUACAGCAAUUAUUGCUCAUUAUAUGUGGUGUGAAGAGCUAUUGAGCUUAAGUCGGAAAGGAAUCUCAGAAGUUAUUAUGGAUGUUCAUAACAUGAAAAAAAGAUUAACUAAAAAGCUUGUCAAGUUAAAUGAUAACAUUAUGAGCAUGUCUGGUCUGGAAAAGUUGAGAGCAAUUGCAAAAGUUCAGCAUAUCAUGUAUUGGGUCGAAUACCUAGAUAACUGGGAGGAUGAUCGUCAGGAAGAAAUAAUAAGAUAUGUUUGGGAUGAUGAAAAUAAUGAGGUUCUCAUUCAGAUUGACAAUGAUGUGUUCAGGUACGGAUAUGAGUAUGUAGGACUCUCACCAAUUUUUCAACCAACAGUUAUUGGUGGAAAUCCAGCAUUGGCCUUUAAAAUGGCCUUAAAAUACAACUUGAUCAUUGAUGCUUCAGAAAUGCACACAUUGAACAAACUUUCAAAGGUUUUUGGUACGAAUAUGAAAACCAUUCUUUGUAACAACCCAAAUAUGACUCUCAAAAUACAGCAACACUUAGUUGGAUCAAGCAUGAGUGGGUCUUGGAUAAAUCUGAAGAAUUUAGAUUCUGUAGAUCAGCAUGAUCUUACCAAGAUAUUUCAGAUCAUGCAAAGGUUAAGAAAUGCUAGGAUAUUUGGAAGUAAAACAUUUAUUUUCAAUGGCAAGGAUGUUAAACAGCUCCCAACUUGUCAGAUGAUCAUGAGUAAUGAACAUAUUAUGGGAAAUCUUAAAUUCUUUGGUCGACCUGUUACUUUUGAAGAACAGGAUGAAAGAACAGUUCUGAAAUAUGUUUUACUUCAGAAAGGAACAAGCAACACCAACAUGUUAGAUACUCUUCAAAACAUUGUCAAUGAUUGUAUUGAAGUAAAUAUCCAUGGAAUUUUUAAUAGGAUGAUGAAGGCUAUAUUUAGUACUGAAAGUAUUGAUCAGCUUGAUAUCAUUAAUACUUUUAUUAAGCUCUCUGAAUUUGAAAUGAAUGACAAUUUUACUUUCAUUGCCAAAAUAUGUCAAGCUUAUGUUCCAGAAUUAAAAGUUCCUGCAAGUGCUCCAGGAAGUUUUGAUGUGGAUACAGAUGACUGUUUACUAUCAGCUAGUUUACAAAUCUACAGUGCUUAUAAUAAUCAUCGAUUCAUUGCAGUUGUUGGUGAAGAGCAGGGAGUUGGUAAAACUUACCAUAUCAGCAAAGUUUUGGAGCAUAAAGAAAAGCAGGGAAAGGAAACCAUCAGAAUUUACCCUUUGUCCUAUGGAGCAAAGUAUCUUGUGCCAGGUACUAACCACUAUUCAGUUUCAAAAAUUCUAGGCUCUUUUCUGAAUGACAUUGGGGAAAAUGGCGGUACCAUCCAUUUUUGUGGUGCUUUGGAUGUUGAGUUUAGAAGCUGUUUGGAGACAAUUGCUCCAGAUUCUCCGUAUAUGCUGCUGGAGAAUGGAGAAUAUGCAACAUUAUCUUCAAAUCUGAAUUUUAUCUUUGAAGUAACUGAUCUAGAAUCUGAGUUGCCAGAUAAUAUAUCUGAACAAGUAACAUUAAUCUCAAUACCAAAUAAGAAAAUGGAAAUCUCCAUAAAGCUCUUCCAAACCUGGAUAGAUGAUUUGACCCUUUUAAAAAUGGAAGAUGAGGUAAAGGAAAUUGUCCAAAAACAUCUAAAGAAAUUUCAUAUCCUGUUAUGUAAAUCUUUGGACAUUCUUCAAAGAAAUUUCCCCAGCAAACUAGCACCUCGAUUUAUAUCUGCAACAGUCUCUAUUCUGAAGUUUUUCAAUGGACAACUGGAGUGGAUGAAAUGUGAAAUGAAUGAGUACAAUGUUGUAAGAAUCUAUAUGUACACUCUAGUCUGGUCUUUUUCUGGAUAUAUUAGCCAGGCUGAUAGAACAAAAUUUGUAGAACUUCUCCGAGAUGAAGUUGAGUCCUCUGGGUACUUCAAUAUACAGAUUGAUUGGGAUUUUGUGCAUGGCCGGAUUAAUCAGGAUGGUUCAAUCAACACUUGGGAGGAAAUUAAGUUCCUUCACCGGAGAGAAAAAACUGAAACUGGCUAUGUUAGUGUUGAAAGUCAAGAGAUUGCAAUAUAUCUUAUACUUCAGAACAUUCUUCACAACAGACACUGUUUGCUGAUAGGACCAUCAGGGUGUGGUAAAUCUACCAUAUUGAAGAAGGUUGUGGAUCAGAACUACAAAAUAAUAUUCAAGGAUCAGGUUGAAUUUUAUAUGACAGCAUCUACUACAGCUAGUCAGGUUGAGGAGCUUAUUGUUGAAGCAAUGAAACGAAGAAUCAAACCGUACAAGAUAUUACUUGUCCUCUACAAUGUUGAUUGUAAUAAUGUACAUCACCUGGAGCUUGCCAGAUCACUUUGUGAAAAUAGAAACAUCUAUCUAUCUUUUCAGAAAAGAUGGAUUACUCUUUCUGAUAUCACAGUUUGUAUAGAGUCUUCAUCAACAAUAUCAGCUGAUCCUCCCUCCAGUCUUCAAUCAUUGGUCUCAGCCACAGCUGUUGUUUCUCUAGAUGAAGAUUACCAGGAGCUUGAAGAUAUCUAUGAAUUUCAAUUUGCAUCAUUCUUUGAGCAAAUUCUAAUGAUUGAUCAAGAAGGAUUGAGUAAACUGGCAGCAAAGCUUAUCGUGUCCAUUUAUAAAGAUGCCCAAAAAGUGUCAAGUCUCUUUACUCGUCACAACAUCAUGAGAUGUUUCAGAGGAAUCCUAAAAGCUCACCCAGACAGAGUUACCAAUGAAGAAACCUUGCUUCAACUCAUCCAUCUUGAGCUUACUGCUGAGCUUCAGGAUUGUUUAGUCAAUGAUCAUCUCAGGAAGGCUUACAUUGACAUUCAUGAAGGUCACUUUAAAAGACUCUUCAAUGUACCAAGUGAAAAGAUUAAAGAGUUUGAUAAAAAAUUCAUUUUGAUGUUUAAAAUUGAUGAUGAAGAAUGUUCCGAUGAUGAAUCUCAGUCUGAGAUAAAAGAAAUGCAUUUUAUUGAAAAUGCUCAGCUUGAUGAUAUUUUAGUAGAAGCAUAUCCUAAGAUUAGGGGCAAACUCAACCUUUCUAGUUAUGAUGAGAAGAUUGUGUUUUCUCCAGAAUACAAACAAUAUUUCAUAAACUUACUUCGUGCUUUGGAUUCCGAUCAAGAUAUCAUCCUAAUUGGUGAAGCUGGAGUUGGGAAAAGAUCAAUGGCCAGAUUUGCAACAUUGUUUAUGGGAUUGGAGCUAAUUACCAUUGAUGAGGAUAAAGAAUGGAAAGAGGUCUUCAGAAAUGCUUUACUAGAUGCCAGCAAAGAUGAAGCAGACAUGAUUAUCAUUGUUGGACCUGAACAUGCAUCAAACAAUGAAGCUCUUGCUGCAAUAUCUGAUAUAAGAGCAUAUGGCUUUAGUUGGAGUUUGAUUGAUGAUUAUGAAAGGAAGGAUUUGCUGUAUGCAGAUCAUGAAGAUCCUUUUAUGUCCCUGUUCAGCAAAGCUAAGUAUGAAGAGAUGAACAAUGCACUGGUUGAGAAAGUUAAUCAUAAUCUUAAUUUUGUAUUUUGUUUGGAGGAUCAGGAAUGUGUCUUUGAUAUGGUUCAGAACUAUCCAUUUAUCAUGAGAAACUGUGUUCUUAUCCAUUGCAAACAAUGGUCAGAUGAAACAAUGACAGCUAUAGCUCAAGACAGGUUUGAAGAUCUGAAACCUAAAAUAAGCCUUCCUAUAAAUGAAAUAGCUAAAUGCUGUUCAAAACUACACCAAUUCUGUCGUGAAACUUAUGAAUCAACAACAUCUUCACAGUAUUUGGAGUUUACAGCUUUAUUCCCAGAAAUGUACAAGGACAUGGAAGAGGAGCUCAAUGAGAGCAAAAAGAGCUUAGAGAUUGGAAUUGAGCAGGCAAUCAAAGCACAGGCGCAUAUUGCAAGGCUUACCUCAGAAACAACAUCUAAAGAACCAGAGAUUAAAAAACUGAUUGCAGAAGCAGAACAGCUUACUAAAAGGCUGACACAAGAAAAACAGAAUCUUGAGAAAGCAAGUCAAACCUUUAGGAAAAAAGAGGCAAAAGCAAGAGCCAAGUCAGAAAUAACAGAGGAACUUGCUGCAGACACUCAUCAAAAUCUAGAACAGGCACUCCCACAUUUGGAGUCUUCUAUGGAGGCCAUCAAUUCAAUUGACAAAGGAGAAAUAGCAGAAAUGAGAGGUUUCAAGCAAGUACCAGAACUGGUUCUGAAUGUUUUGGAAGCUGUUUGCAUACUUCUUGGAGUUAAACCAGACUGGCCAACUGCCAAAAAUUUGCUGGCAGAGCCAUCUUUAAUUCAGCAACUAGUGGAAUAUGAUAAAGAUAAUGUAUCAGAUGCUGUUCUAAAGCGGAUAAGAAGAUAUAUUGAGAACCCAAAGUUUGUUCCUGAUGAGGUUGCAAAGGUGAGUAGAGCAUGUUGCUCAUUGUGUAUGUGGGUGAGGGCAAUUGAUUACUAUGCCAAAGUGUUCAAGACUAUAGAACCCAAACGAAUUAAAUUGCUGCAAGCGGAAUCUGAGCUUGCAGAGGCAAUGACAUCUCUGAGAAAGGAAACAGAUCGUGUCACUCACAUUGAAACAACAAUUACUAAUAUUCAACUCUCACAUGUUGAAAAACUGAAACGGAAGACUGCUCUUGAAAACCAUGUUCAUGAGUUGCAAGGGAACUUGGAAAGAGCAGAGAAACUGGCCUAUUCUUUGGAAGAAGAACUCAGAAAAUGGAAAGAACACAUGCAUAUUCUUGAUAGACAGUUAGAAACCCUAUCUGGCGAUUGCUUAAUUGGGGGCAUGAUUAUUGCCUAUGGAGGUCAGUUUGAAUUCAAAGAAAGAGCUCUUGCUAUCAAUGCCUGGAGAGACAUCUGUGAGGAACACAGGAUUCCAAUCAGCACUCUCAGCAUCUUAGAUAUAUUUGAGCCAAUUCUGAACAUUGAUUAUCUUAGAGCAGAUACACUUCCAGCAUUUGAUUUCUAUCAAGAAAAUUGUCUCAUUGUUCAGAAAAGCAAGAAAUGGGUUCUUUUUGAAGAUCCUGAUAAUCUUGCUAAAGCAUGGAUUCAUCAAGCAGAGUGCAACUCAAGGAUAUUUGAGGUUGAUCUCCAUGAUCCAAAUUUGGUGAAAAACCUGAAAAUGUCUUUAAACAAGGGGCACAUUUUUGUCAUUGAUAAUUUUAGCAAAGAUUAUCCUCAAGAAAUUGACAAGCUUAUUCAAUAUGAGAUCUACGAAAGGUUGAGAGUAUUUGUGGGACUAAUAGGAAUACCGGAGAAGAAAAAAGAAUUAAAAGUUCUUGUUGGGUCUUCAGAGAUCACAGUGCACAAAAACUUUAAGCUCUAUCUUAGAUCAGAAAGUGUGGAACACAGAAAACAACUACAAGAAUUUUUGAAAAUUGUGAACUUCAAAAUGAGCUCAGAACUAUUUAAAUCUCAUAUUUUGAAGCAAGUUAUCAGCCUGGAUAAUCCGGAACUAGAAAAAGAAAGACUUGCUCUUUUAAAUAACCAAUUUCUUAGAAAGGAUAAAUUUGAACUGGAGAAAAAUAUUAUUCUGAAGCUACUUUACAAAGCACAAGAUGCUCUGCUAGAAGAUGAAGACCUUAUCAGUAAAAUUACGGAUGCGAAAGCGAGUGUUGUUAAUGCUAUGAAUGCCCAAAGAGAGGCUGAUGAAGCAUCUGAAGAGCUGGAGAAGAAGAGAAUAAAGUAUCUUCCUUUGAUCAACGGGAUAACUGAAGUCUACAAGAUAGUGGAAAAGUUCAAAGAAGUGGAUCCAAUAUAUUUUUUCUCCACGAAGAGUUUUGUUCAAAUUCUGGAGAAGAAUUGGAAAAGCAUAGAUCCUGGAAUAUCCACGGUCGAAAUAAAAGUAAAAGAAUGCCUUCCAAAAGUUCUGAAAGACUUGAGCUUAUUAGUGACACAUGGGCUACAUGCCAGUCACAAGCUAGAAUUUCUUCUGGUCUUUAUCAUAAACGUUGUUCAUGAAGGGGAAUCAGAACUAGAGAAAACAGAAAUGAAAAAUAUUGUAAAAUCAUGUUUUGCUAACUUUGAAGAAACUGACUCUGUAAAAGAUGAUGCAGUGGGUGUAAACGAUUUGAAGGAUGGUCCUUCCAAACGGUUAAAUCACUUCUUAGAAGCUGUAAAAGACAGGUUUUUAAAGAAGCAAUCAAUUUAUUCUGCCAUAACAACAUUCAUUGAAUCUGAGCUAAGAUGUAUUGGAGUCUACCUCGAUGUUGAAGAUCUCACCAAGAGAGUUUAUGUGAUUACUGACAAAUCAGAACCUAUCCUCAUAGUGGAGAAUGGAACUCUUGAUACAUGGUGGCUGAUCGGUAAGCUUACAGCUCAUGCUAAAACUAACAAACCCAGACUUCUUGUCAUGGGCAAACAUCUGGACAGCCAGGAGAUCAAUAAAACGGUUGAAGAUUGUAAAAACUCCAAAACCAUAUUGAUCAUGCAGGGACUGCAUAAUCAAAUUGACGAACUUGCAAAGCUUAAGAUUCCUGAAACUGAUGAAAAUUUCAUGGUCUAUGCUACAAUUCCAAAGGGGAAAUCACUGCCUUAUUCUAUAAUGGUAAAAUUUCGACUUCAGAAUAUAGAUCUGCCAACAACCACCAUCGACCGAGUUGAAGCAUUAUUAUACCUUGUCGCAGAUGAGUUUAAUAUCAACGAAAACCUGAAGAAAGUUGGAUACAAAUCCUUCCUAGCCUGUGUUCUACUCUUCCAUGUGAAAGUUCUAGAGACGGAGAGAUGUGAGGACUACUCGGAUCUAGAGUUGAGACUUCUUCUGGAUACGUUCACCAAGUUUAUGAGAAGAGAUAUACAUACCAGGUACAACUAUCUGACUCGAAUGGCUUCUAUAAUAUAUCAGGUUGAGGAACUUGAUAUAUUAAAUGAAAUUGCUGAAAUUGUAUCUGAGUUUGCACUGGAAGAAGAGUUUUCAAAGGCUUUUGUUGGUGUGCAUAACAAGACUAGUUCAGCACUCUUAAAUUGGGGACAGGAGACAACAGAGAUAGAAAAGUUCCUCAGACAAAUUACAACAGUUCUUAGAACACUAGAUAAACAGAAUAUUGAGGAAAGCAAGGUUGGCGGAAAUCUAAUAAAAUUGGAUCUUAGAAAAAUCCUCGAAUUUUUAUCCAUGCUAAUGGACUAGACAAAGGAAAAUACUAUUUCUGGAAUAAAAAAUUUGUCGGAUGGAGUCAUAAAAAGUUCGAUAUUUGGCCAGAAACUGAAUAAAAGCGUAAAGAAAAAAUAAUUCGUGAAAAAGUUUCAACAUUACACAGUAGUAUUUUGUAUUGUAAACAUUUUGUAUUUUGU